Molecule: messenger RNA, 345 nt
Organism: Priceomyces carsonii
Lineage: Eukaryota; Fungi; Ascomycota; Pichiomycetes; Serinales; Debaryomycetaceae
Exons: 1
Coding region: 1-345 (114 amino acids)
Source: RefSeq, a predicted model, not a curated record
AUGCAAUUGACUGGAUUUAAAGUUGUGCUUUUGCACAUGCUCGCUGCUACUUCCAAUUCUAUGUUUAUACCUGACCAGCAACAGCUUGUUGGGGCCGAAGAUACAAUUGAACUGCGAAAUCUCACUACCGUGACACAUCCUGGAAUAACGUCUAGGCCAGAGGAAAAGUUGAUCCAUGAAACACAUAUGCCGAUAAAUAGGUUAACACAUACCCUAAGCUAUACUAGUUCAACUACCUCCGCAUCUUCGAUAGCUUCGUCGCUGUCAAAGAGCAAGGGGGUGGCAAUGCGCUACGAAAUAAGUACAGCUCUAACUGCUUUCGGAGUGGCGAUGUGGAUCCUUUGA